UUUCCCAAUGUUCCGCCCGGCAUCUGUCACGAAAAAGCAAACACCGCAAAAUUUCAAAAACAAAAACAGAAGAGUGAAUCCGCGCGCGCCUAAAUUCAACAGCACCCAUCAUGCCGAAACCGCGAUCCGGCCAAGUGAAUUCCCGUGCAAAACCCAGCAAACCGGCCAAGGGAAAAGCAUACCCCACGCAUCGAAUCCCCCGCUCCAAGCUGAACGCGGCUCUAAAAUUCCUGGAGGGAAAAUCCCCACCCGCGAAGUGCAACACCACGGCGGUGGGCGGCUGCUUCAAAAGUAUUCUGGACAAAGCCGGUGCUGCUCGGUCCCGCCGGGUUGAGGGCUACGCGAACGACAACGUUAACAUGCUGGAAGUGGCCCGGCAAUGUGCCCUGCGUGGACAGUGGGCGAAUCUGAUCAAGACGUUCCAGAUUCAGAUGCAGGGCAUCCGACGAUACGAUCUGCCGGUCGCGCUGAGGAACUCCCUGUUCGCCAUCAUAGCGGACCCGUCCCUGAACGAUCCGUCCUUCCUGGAGGCGUAUCUGUACUCCAAUCCCUACUGUGCCAACCAGACCGACCUGAAGUACUGCGUGGACAAAAUCCUGGAAGUGUUCCAGGGGGUUACCAUCCGGAGCAGCAAAUGGAAUCCGGAUCUGAUGGAGGAUGCUAGUGAAACCGAGCGCGAGGAAGUCAACGAUGAUGAUGAGUCCAGUGUUGAGUCUUUGGAUGAUGAUUCCUAUGGCGAUGACGGGUUGUAGAGAGCGGGAUUCAGAAGAACUCAAAAUGGCUGUGAUUAGGAUCUAAUAAAAUAAAAUUCUUCAAAAUAAAAGUAAAAAAAAUGAAGGUUUGACACAGA
Messenger RNA from Aedes albopictus (Asian tiger mosquito), 850 nucleotides. RefSeq lists its product as uncharacterized. Bases 111 to 752 code for a protein of 213 amino acids. The record is from RefSeq and is a predicted model, not a curated record. Lineage: Eukaryota; Metazoa; Arthropoda; Insecta; Diptera; Culicidae. The transcript is spliced from 2 exons.